This is a messenger RNA of Daktulosphaira vitifoliae (grape phylloxera), 1860 nucleotides long. RefSeq names its product interferon-inducible double-stranded RNA-dependent protein kinase activator A homolog. The transcript has 2 exons. NCBI's taxonomy places the organism in Eukaryota, Metazoa, Arthropoda, Insecta, Hemiptera, Phylloxeridae. Bases 136 to 1152 code for a protein of 338 amino acids. The record is from RefSeq and is a predicted model, not a curated record.
CGGUAGUGUUAAAGAGAUGAUAACCAGUGCUUAUCAGAUAUACAUUUAGGCAAGUGAAACAACAUAUCUAUCCGUGGAUGUUAUUAAAAACUUAAUAAUUAUUAUUUCAGCAUAAACUCCAACUAUUUAAAAAAAAUGGAAAAUGAAAAAUUAGAUCUUCUAAAUAAGUCAGCUCAUAUAAGUUCAUUAAAUAAAACCCCAGUAACAAUUGUUCAAGAGUAUGCAUCAAAAAGACAAUUAUGUCCACAAUAUGAUCUUGUUCAUAAUGGUACUAAAGAUCCUGUGGUGAGUUUUAGCUACAGACUAACCUUAGAGGAUUAUGAAACAAUCGGAAAAGGUUCAUCCAAAAAAGAAGCUAAGCAUGUGGCAGCUUUACAUUUACUUCAAUUAUUAAUGAAUGAUAAACCACAAUUAAUUAAAAAUGAAUUUAAGCACUUUGAUAUCAAUAAAAAUGUAGUUUCUCCUUAUGAAAAAAAUAUCAAAGAAAAUGCAGUAGGCCAACUUAACGACAUUUGUUCUAAUUUAAAAAUCAAAUUACCAGAAUUCAAAGAAGUCCGAGAAGAAGGACAGGCUCAUGCAAAAUUAUUUACUAUAAGUUGCUGUGUUGGUAAAUUGUGUGUAGAAGCACCUCACAAGACAAAACAACAAGCAAAGCAGUUAGCUGCACAUUUAAUGGUGCAAAAAUUAAUGGCUAUGGAUAAAUCAUUGAUUAUUACUCCAUCUGAUACAAGUAAUGUAAAUCCUAUGAAAGUACUUGAAAAAAUAGAAACCAUUAAAUCAAAUCAAGUUAAAUUGUCACCUCCAAUGGAUGAAGAUAUGUCCAAUUAUCAUUUGCUGUUCAAAAAAAAUGAUUGGCCUAAAACUGACACUUUAAAUAAAUUAGUCCGACAAAUUUGUUGUGAUAGUAAAUUGAACGUGAGUAAUCCUGUGACACUUUUAAAUGAAGUUGUUAAAGAGUGUGAUAUGUUGUUACAACAAAAAAUUAUUGAUCAAGAUUUUAUCAGAGGGUCUAAAAAUAAUUGUUAUUUUAUGUUUAGUAUUGAAAAUGUUUAUCCAACAGUAUUUGGUCUUGGAGUUGGUAAUGACAUUGAAACUGCCAAAAAUGAGGCUGCAUUAGAUUUAAUAGCAAAUAUAUGUCUAUUGUAUAAAUAAUUUUUUUUUUGUCAACUAACUAAAAUUUUGUAAUUGAUAUUUUUUAUUUUAUUAUCAUUGUAAUAUCAUUUUUAAAAAUAUUUUCCUAAUUGUUAUUUUUGUUAAAAAUGAAAUAUUUUGUCAUUUUAUAUUAUUUCCAAUAUAUAUAUAUGUAUACAAUUUUUAUAAUGUAUACAAUUUUUAUUUUUAUGUAUAGUAAUUUAUAAAAUUACUAUACAUAAAUCUAUUUUAUGUACAUGAUUCUUUACAAAUAGAAAUAAGUUUUGAUUUAAGUUAUCUUGUGUAGGACUAAUUUCUUCUGUAUGCAUUUAUCGUAUGAAAUGCAUACUAUACAUAUUUAACUCAUAGAGAAAUAAAUAUUUUUGCUUGUACGUUAUUGAGCACUAAUAUUUAUAGUUUCAUGGACACAUGUACUAAGAGAUAGUGUUUCUUGAUUUAUUUUGUAGAGGUGGUGUAUACAGCAGUAUAAUUAAGAUGUUAAAACUUUUUUCUUUUCCUUUAUUUUGCUUAAAUGAAUAUUUACAUAUUUAAUACAAUAAGUAAUUUUUAUAAUUUUAUUGAUUAUAUAAUACAAGACAGCAUUUAAAUGUAUUUAUGUAGUAUAAUUAGGCCAUAACAUGUUAAUUGAAAACAGUUUGGUAACUUGUUAUUUUUUUUGAAGUUUAAAUUUUUAAUUUUACUUAAUAAAGCUGUACAUGUUAAAUUUAA